AGCAUUUGUUCGUUAUUUGCUAAUUUUGGUAGGAUGCAACUUUCUAUUGUCCUUCACCUUGAGUUGCUAAAAUAAAAAGAACAGCUAUAAUCAAGAUAAUUUGAUCAUGCGUAUUGUCUUUUAAGCUUUAAAGCUCUGAAUGGAACUCGUCAAAUGCCUUUCCUACUUGUCUUGACUGCCAAUAAACUGGGAUCUUUGUCCAUAUUUGUCUUUACGAAUUAUAACCAUGUAGUUUGUAUUUUUAAAUUUUUCGUCCUGUGAAACAUCAGUAUUGCAGUAUUGCAGUAUUGCGUGAUCUUGCAUAAGCUUCAGUGACAUUUGACUAUUUGACUAUUAGUCUAUUACUGUCACGUCUCAGAAACGUAGUCUUCAAAUAGAAUUAGCACUGAAUUAGCUAUGGAUACUAUCAAAGCACAUAUAGAAAGUCAUGAAUAUGCAGCGCUUGUUAAUUUCUGCGAGGAUUUAGAAUUACAACUUGCUCUAACACCAAACACAAACAUAACUCCAGAAGAUUUUUACGGUCCCUUUUUACUUGGUUAUUUGUUAGAACAAGAUCUUCCUUCCGCCCGUUUUCUUUGGAAGCGAUUGCCUGACUCCAUCAAAAGUUCUUCCAAAGAAUUACGUGCUAUUUGGGAUGUCGGUGCGGCGCUAUGGCAAAGAGAAUAUGAAAAUGUGUACGAGCUUAUAGGUUCAAAAACAUGGAGCCCUAUUAUCGCGCCCUUGAUGGAGCAAUUGGCUGAUAAUUUACGAGAACGUAUGCUUAAUCUCUUAUCAGAGGCGUAUUCUUCUAUUGUGAUUGAUGACGUAGUCAAAUAUCUUGGUUUGCCACGUGAAAAAGUAUUAACGAUUUUGGAAGAACGAGGAUGGGAAAUUGAUCUAUCUUCAAAUACGUUACAACCAAAGAAAACUGUACAAGAAAUUCAACAAUCUACAUCCCUUGCGAAUUUCUCUCAGCUCACCGAUUUAGUCAUUCACUUGGAAAAAUCUUAAAUUUCAUGAUCUAGUAUUUAAUAAAUUAUGUACUCUGAAAUGGCUACAGAAAGCAAUUAACAAAUUUCGAAUAGAUCUAUCCAUUAAAUAAAGAUGUGCUUAAUCCGUUUUUUGUUACCUACUUUAGCACAAUGUUUUAUCGGUCAAAUAAUUUGGAUGUUGUAAGAAAUGAAGAUCUUAUUCAACUUAGGAAAGCCUUCCACAACCGAACAUAUAAGUCGUUCUUGACCUGUGCGAUAGAUCUGAUUUGACCCGCAUAUUAAAUUUACAAUAAGGGGACCGAAAUUAGAGGUUCAAGCUUGCGAUAAUUAUUUUAGUUAUGCAUGAAGUAUCAAGAAUAUAUAAUUUGACUUAGCUUGUAAAAGCUUACAUAGGUAAAAGAUAUAUGAUGUAAUAAUAUUUUUUUUUUUCACCAAUAUUUGUUAAAUUUUUUUUUUAAUGAAUAUUGGGUUAUCUUUUUUUUUUUAUUUUGAUUUUAUUUUAUUUUUAUUAUU
Rhizophagus irregularis DAOM 181602=DAOM 197198 is the source of this 1484-nucleotide messenger RNA. RefSeq lists its product as uncharacterized. Gene Ontology annotation, biological process: protein deneddylation; COP9 signalosome assembly. The record is from RefSeq and is a predicted model, not a curated record. NCBI's taxonomy places the organism in Eukaryota, Fungi, Glomeromycota, Glomeromycetes, Glomerales, Glomeraceae. Gene Ontology annotation, cellular component: COP9 signalosome.